Messenger RNA from Cladophialophora immunda, 1626 nucleotides. RefSeq lists its product as uncharacterized. The record is from RefSeq and is a predicted model, not a curated record. NCBI's taxonomy places the organism in Eukaryota, Fungi, Ascomycota, Eurotiomycetes, Chaetothyriales, Herpotrichiellaceae. The transcript has a single exon. The coding region runs from base 1 to 1626 and encodes 541 amino acids.
AUGGGGAGGGGAAGACCACCAUAUCCGCGCAGCGAGGACGAAAGGGUAGCCAUUCGACGGGAGAAAGUCAGGUUGAAUGUCCAAGCACACAGGGAGCGCCAGAAGUUGAAGAAGCGGCUCGAAGCCCUCAACGCCCCAUACCAACCAAGGCUCCGCUGGGUCCAGGAGACGAAAUGGCAGUCGAAGAGGGCGACAGACACUCGCGACCAGAACCAGGUCGUGAAAUAUGCUCCGACACGCUGUGGAAGGUCUCCGGGAUCGCACUGCAGUCUCCUCAACCAUCCAGGUCCUGAGAAGCAAUACACGCUCGCGCUGUUGGCCCUGUUUCGAUCACGCUUGUUGCCAGACCGCGUGACGCUCCGACGCCCAGGACCUUCGGAACAGCGGUUGACGACACCUUGUGCCCCCUGGGUUGUGAGAGGGUACGAACUCGCUGCGGUCAAGGAAAAUCCUCUCAUGAUCGGCAUGCUUCGUGCGCUGGGGCUCGCCUUACUCGGGGCUGAUCACCAGCGCGAGGACAUCCAGAUGGUGGCACAGCGCACAUACCAGACGACUCUGCCAGCAGUCAGUCGACAACUGGGGCUUCUGAUGAAUGGUUGCAACCGCAGCUCCAGCGACUAUCCCACAUUAAUGUUGUCAUGCCAUGCGGCGGCCAUGUUCGAACUGAAUGUCGGCGGGUCGCUCCUCGACCUGAAUCGCCACGUCCGUGGCCUCGGCUGCUUGUUGGUCCAUCGCUUCCUUGAGUCAAAAUCGAUGCCGGACGACGUGUACGAUCUGUUGGAGGAAUACCGGCUUUUCGAGCUCGUGUUUUGCUUCAUCAGCCGCCAAAAAUCCGUGCUGACCGGAACACCCCUGGCAACAGAAGCUAUAAGUACCGACGGGCGAGAUCUCGGGAAUCAGCACAUGAGCCAGAUCAGCAGAUUGGUCCGCUGCGCCGGCUCUGUUCCUCCGAUCAUGGUCUACGUCGAUAGAUUGAAAAGCGGCACCUUGACCGGCGAGCGGGAACUUGCACGCAUGAGCAAGUUCUUAAAGACGCUCUCUUGCACCACGACUGGAUUGCAGAUCUGGUGUGAAGACUUCCUUGCUAAUGAUGCUCGGUCGGUCGCCGAGUCAUCGAACUACACUUCUGGGCACGGCGAUCUCGCGUUCCCGAACCUUGAAGUCCUGACGGCUUGGACCUACUACCUUUCGUUCAAAAUGCACACUCUCGAGACUUGUAUCUCUCUGCUCGAACAUGCCACGUUGACCCAAUCAUCCCUCAGAGAAGUCGAGUACGUUGAGGACAGCACGAAAUGCAUCCAGUCUAGCGAGACGGACGAAGAGGUCAUCCUGUUGCGCUCGGACCUGCUCGAGACGACGAAACUUCUUCUUCGGUCUUUGCCGUAUUUCUCAGAAACCAGCCUGGGCUAUAUCGGGCGCUCAUUGGUCGCAUUUCCCCUGGAAACGGCGAAACGUACUCUGCUGCAUGAAUUCGAGAGACGAUCGAGCUUGACGUUGGCGGGAAGUGAAGCUGCUUGCGUAGACUCUUCGGAUCACACGGUGCAAGACAUUAUAGAGGGCAUCGCCGCCUUGAAGCUAAUGGCUACCAGCGCAAAGGCAUCAGGAUGUGCACUGUUCUCAGACUAG